AUGGAGAACAACCCGACGAAAGUGGACCUGUUCUAUGAGAGAUGGGAGCCAUUCCAUCUCCAGAUCGUCUCGAUCGCACUCAAGUAUGCCAGCGAGCAAGUGCAAGCCACCACCUUUGACGAAUCCUUCCAGCCGCUCUGUUCGCCCAGCCUGCCCCCUACAUCCCCACCCACGACAACCACCACACCAACGCUCCCGGCUGUCAGUUUCCCAUCUGAAAAGACUAUCUCCACACCGGAACUUGCUUCACUCGAAGAACUCUCUUCGGUUGAUCGUAAACCGCCUAGCUCGUUAAUGAUCGAGAAGAAAGCAGAAGGACCAGUGCCUGUCGACUAUUCCCGGGUUGCAAGAUCAGAGGAAGAGAAGGAGGAGCAGGAAGAGAUCGCGGCCGAGAAGGCAGAAGAACAGGAUGAACGGACCCACCAAGAAUGGCUUUCAGCGAGGAAGAAAGGGUGCGAGGAAUGGCUGAAGUUUGUGCUAGAAUCGAUGAAAGUAGAUCCGGCCUGUCUGCCGGAGAGGCCGCAAGAAUCGGAUCUGAAAGAGCUCUCGAAGGAGAUGCCAUCAUCGAUGCACGUCGAGGUCAUCCACGACCUGGUCAUUCUUUCCCUCUCGGCCUCCCAUGACAGCACCCGGGCGGAUGGCACCAGCGCAACCGAGAACCUGAGCUACUCUGCCCUCGACCGACAACUGAUCUUCCAAGUAGCCCAAGGACUAGGGAUCGAGCCCACGAUCGUCUAUGGUGCCGAGAAGCUGGUCGCCCAGGAGCUGUUCUUCAUCCUCCAACACACCGAGCAGGUCUCGAAAGAGGGUGUUAUGGACGGGGAGGACGACGGCGAGGCCUCGACGACGCCCGAAAGCAAGCUUACAAAGACCUCCAAAGCGGCGAUCCGCGCCGCCGCGGGCAAGAAGAAAUGGCUCCGCUACCUCGGCGCCGGCGCGGGAGUGAUUGUCGGCGGCGUCGCGAUCGGACUCACCGGCGGCCUCGCCGCACCCGUCCUGGCGCCCUUCCUCGUCGGUCUUUCCGGCGGCGCGCUCGGCUUUCUGGCUACCAGUGGGGGCGCGAUCCUCAUUGGGACCCUGUUCGGUCUGGCCGGCGGCGGCUUGGUAGGAUACAGGGCUCAGAGAAGACUCAAAGGGAUCGACGAAUUCACCUUCGAACGUCUCCCCGAUCAGGACGGAGAAUUGGAUGGAGACCUUCCACGAAUCCCGAGCUUACAUGCGACGAUAGUGACGACGGGUUUUAUACUGACUGCGACGGAAUACAAGGAUACAUGGAUGCCGACGUUAAGCAAGACGAUAGACCGGCGGGACGUGUAUGCGUUGAAAGUAGAGACCGGGGCAUUACUCUCGGCGGGCAAGGACUUGGAAACCUAUAUCCGGGACACAUUGCUCCAACACGGCGCGACAGAGAUCAUCAGACACACCAUCCUCGCCUCCGUCUGUGCCGCCCUGCUCCUCCCCGCCUCCAUCUAUAAGGCCGCCGUCAUGGCUCUCGAUAACGAGUACCAACGCACGCGCGAUAUUUGCGAAAAGGCCGGCAUUCUACUCGCCGACAUGAUCGAGCAAAGAGCUCAUGGCGCACGUCCGCUAACAUUGAUAGGCUCAGGGAUGGGCUCGAUCACGGUAUUCCGAGCGAUCCUAGAACUAUCAAAACGAGGAGGAGGAGCGGGAGGGAAAGAGUUCCAGAUCGACCAAGUGAUACUGAUCUGUUCGCCGUUAUCGCCGUUACCGUUAGAAUGGAAGACGUUGCGUCGGAUGACGAGUCGACGGGUGGUGAAUGUGUACAGCAAGAACGACUGGGUCCUUGCCAUCCUCGCUCGCCUCGACUCCCUCCUCAGCGCCCGCAAAGUCGCCCAUGUCGCCGGGCUCAGAGACCUUAAUCUCCCUCACAUUCACUCCCUCGACGUCUCUGAUCUCGUCCAUGGCCAUCUCGAACUCAACUCUAAAAUCCCUCUCAUUCUUGAUCGCAUCGAUAUCAAUCGCUGA
Puccinia triticina is the source of this 1986-nucleotide messenger RNA. RefSeq lists its product as uncharacterized. The transcript has 5 exons. Bases 1 to 1986 code for a protein of 661 amino acids. The record is from RefSeq and is a predicted model, not a curated record. NCBI's taxonomy places the organism in Eukaryota, Fungi, Basidiomycota, Pucciniomycetes, Pucciniales, Pucciniaceae.